CGGGCGGGCGGCGGCUCCGGGGGCCCGGGGGGCGCGCGCCGGGGGCCCAUGGCCGGGCCCUGAGCGCCGCGCGCGGGCGCGCACCAUGAACUCGUGGGACGCGGGCCUGGCGGCGCUGCUGGCGUGCACCAUGGGCGUCUCGCUGCUGGCCAACGCGCUGGUGCUGCUCUGCCUGCUGCACAGCGCCGACAUCCGCCGCCAGGCGCCCGCGCUCUUCACCCUGAACCUCACGUGCGGCAACCUGCUGAGCACGGUGCUCAACAUGCCGCUGACGCUGGCCGGCGUGGUGGCGCAGCGGCAGCCGGCGGGCGACCGCCUGUGCCGCCUGGCCGCCUUCCUCGACACCUUCCUGGCCACCAACUCCAUGCUCAGCAUGGCCGCGCUCAGCCUGGACCGCUGGGUGGCCGUGGUCUUCCCGCUCAGCUACCGCGCCAAGAUGCGCCUCCGCGACGCGGCGCUCAUGGUGGCCUACACGUGGCUGCACGCGCUGGCCUUCCCCGCCGCCGCGCUCGCCCUGUCCUGGCUGGGCUUCCACCAGCUCUACGCCUCCUGCACGCUGUGCAGCCGCCGCGCCGACGAGCGCCUGCGCUUCGCCGUCUUCACGGGCGCCUUCCACGCGCUCAGCUUCCUGCUGUCCCUCGUGGUGCUCUGCUGCACGUACCUCAAGGUGCUCCAGGUGGCCCGCUUCCACUGCAAGCGCAUCGACGUGAUCACCAUGCAGACGCUCGUGCUGCUGGUGGACAUCCACCCCAGUGUGCGGGAGCGCUGCCUGGAGGAGCAGCGUCGCCGGAGGCAGCGCGCCACCAAGAAGAUCAGCACCUUCAUCGGCACCUUCCUGCUGUGCUUCGCGCCCUACGUCAUCACCAGGCUGGUGGAGCUCUCCUCGGCAGCGCCCAUCGGCGCCCACUGGGGGGUCCUGUCCAAGUGCUUGGCCUACAGCAAAGCCGCCUCAGACCCCUUCGUCUACUCCCUGCUGCGCCACCAGUACCGCAAGAGCUGCCGGGAAAUCCUGGACCGGCUCCUGGACCGGCUCCUGCACCGGCGCGCCCUCCGCUCCUCGGGCUUCAGGGCCGCGGACACCCACAGCCACAACAUCCUGCCGGCCCCCGAGUGAGUGCCACACACCGCCCCUCAGCCCCCUUCUUGCUUCCCCCGGACCGGACCGUGCCUCAGGGCUCCCCAAGGCCACUCGAGCCCCUGGACUGGCCAGACGCCCAGAGACAGUCCGCAGGGCCGUGGUGGGGGCUGGGGGCCCGGGGCGAGCGUGGCUCCGACACUGGCCUCACUGGACACGAGGCUGUGUGCAGCCAGUGGCUCCCUGGGACACCAUCCCUCUGCAGGGGACGCCACCCGGCCUCGGGGCUCCCCACGGGCCCAACCCCUCGUCCCCACCGGUGGUGUGGUCACUAACACAGACUUUGUCCAGCUGGUCCAGAGCCCCGUGUGCCCCGCUGGCCCUGGGGUCCCGUGUCCAGAACCCCGGGGCACGGCCGAGUGGCUUCCCACCUGUUGUCUUAGAAACGGUUCUGUUGGACUCAGUUCCCAUCUCUGUCCCCCCCUCCCCAGACCCCAAGGCUAGCGUCCUUGUGUGCAGACAAUCUUCGCAUGAAAACAGUGACAUGAGCAGGUGACCCACGUCUGUGCUCCGGAGUGUGACCCCCCAAGUCACCUUCGUCCCGUUCCCACACCACAGAUGCCGGCGUCCAGGGGGAAGGCAGGAGGGAGGAGUGGGCGGGGACAGGCACGGCAGGAAGUGACCCCCGGGCAUUAGGCAUCUUGUCCAGCACAUCCGGGAGGCAGGUGGAUGGACAGGGUGGCCUGCGGGGUUCUCAGCUGGACGUGGAGCCCGGGGCUCCGUUCUCUCCGGGGCUCCGUCUCCGGGUGGGUGGCUGUGAGCCGGUGCACGGAGCGUGGAGACCUCCGAAGGCAGCGAGUCUCCGAGUGCCAUGCUGGGGUCCCAUGGGAACCCCGACUCUCACGCCCCCCCUCCCCCCCUCAUAGUCCCGUCUCGAGGGACCAAACCCAAGGUGAGUGCCGCGGCCUGUCCCCGCCCCCCAUGCACCCGCCCCCAGACUCAGAGGCGCCUCCUGUACUUGCACCCGUCGCUCCGCAGCCCCCCGCCCGGUGGGAACCCCGAGGAACCGCUGGGUUUUCUCUGCCGAGGUGCCCGGCGUGGAGAGGACGCGCUCUGUGUCAGGAGGCGUUCUCUCCCCACCCCUCGCUUCUCACUUCACAGCACAGCCCAGCCUCCUCCGGCCCGGUCCAGGGUUUCCAUGGAAACUGGAGCAGAGAGAUGCAGCGGGCCUGGACACCUCCCCGGGUGGGCCUCCCUGUUCCGAGGAGCAAAGGGCACGUCCUCUCCCAGCUCCGAGAUGGCCGAGCGGAGACCGGCCUUUCCGGCAGUGCCGGCUGAUUGCUGAGCGUACCCGGGUCUGCCGUGGGCACCGCCACCCGUCUCAGUGACGCCCAGCACUCCUCUCUGCGGCCCCGCCCAGGGGCUCACGGCCCUGCUUGUCCACCCACGCCCCCCACCCCCGAGCCCCGGCGAGCUCCGGGCCCAGGAAAAAUGCACAAGGUCAAACCCGGCACGGCGGCGCCCUUUUCUCUGGAAGUUUGUCAGGGCUGGUCAGCGGGUCUGGCUGACCCCUCAGGUCCAGUUCCAGGAGCAGAAGCUCCAGGCUGUCCGCUGGGUCUGGUGGGAGCUGGUGGGGGACGGCUCCUGGCAGAAGGAGACGCUUCCUACGGGAACUUCCAGAAGCAGCCAGAUGUUUCCCCCAUACUGGAGCGAAAGAAACGUGUCCGGCACGUGCCAGGCUUCCUGAGGCAGGCGGGCCCGGUGGCCACCAGGUCUCUAGGGGGGCAGAGACCCCAGUGGGCUUCGCUGCCACGGCAACAGGGAUGUCCGCUCGUCGGGCGCAGGCAGAGGGAGAGGGAAACCCACCCCGGUCAGCUUGGCAGCGGCUCCCCAAGCCCCGCUGAAUCAUCUACCUCAGGGGUCCUGAGCUCUGGCACCUGGUUCUCAGGCCGGCCCGUCGGGAAUGGCCACACGAGCACCCUGCGGUGCUGAAGGGCCCACGUUGGGGUGUCGAUGGGCCUGGGCUGGCGAGGCCGGGGGGGUGGGGGGGCAGGCCCAGCUGUGCUGCUGCUGGACAGAGCACGGGGUGCAGCUGGAGAAGGAGCCCGAGAGGAAGCGUCCCCGUCCCCGACCCCACGCACGCCCUCGCUCGCUCUCCCGCCCUCCCAGUCUGUGGGCACUGCUAGGCCUCGGGACCCCCGUCCUCCCGCGGGGGGUCUCGCUGCUGAAGAAGGAAGGCCGGUCCCGUGAGGGGGUCUGUCCACUGGAACCAGGGGCCAGGCCCUGGGGCUGCCCGAGCAGUGGUCGGCGGCCCCCAGAGAUCUUUGUGGGGUGUCGUGGGGAGGAGGGACGCCGGGAGGGGGCCCUGGGACCCCUGUGACUCCCCCGGGGUUUGGUUCUGUGGCUGUGCCCCCGAGCAAUAAACCUCCCUCGUCCUGCGGCGAACGUGGUUCCUUCUCAGCUGCUGUUCCUCCCCUCCCCCGUGUCCCGACAGCCGGGGAGACACGGGCGCAGGGAGCAGACCCCCUCGCAGGAGCACGGGGAUGGUGGGGGGGGCGGGAGACACGGGCGCAGGGAGCAGACCCCCUCGCAGGAGCACGGGGAUGGUGGGGGGGCGGGAGACAUGGGCGCAGGGAGCAGACCCCCUUGCAGGAGCACGGGGAUGGUGGGCGGGGUGGGGGCAGGGGCCGGUAGAGGCCCUGCAGGUUGACGGCUUAUUUUCAUUGCGUUUUGGCAGGAGGGGGGCCCAGGGGUCAAACUCGGGGCUCACACACGCUGGGCCGUGUUGGCCGUGGGGCAAGGGGUCUGGCGGGGCUUCUGACGAGGAUGUCGAGUCAGGCGCCUGCGUUCCGGCCAUGAGCCCCGUGAGGGAAAGAGGGGCCAGGCAUACUUGGGGGUGUCCGCCGCCUCCCCGGGGGGUCACGGGCAGCUUCCCUUCCCCCUUCCCGAGCCGCCUCCUCAAGGGCGGCCAAGGUGCGGGGCUCUGUCUCUGCAGGCCCCGUCUCCCCCCCCGCCCCCCCCCCCGGGAGCUGGGCCACCCUGGGUGACGCGGCCCCUUCACACAGUGCGGUCUCUUGGUCUCGCUGCCUCACUUCCUCUCCGAAUGGCUGGAGGCGGGUCCUGCCGCCCUGCACCGCACUCCAGGGCUGAGUCCCGUUGUUCUCAGAGGGACGGGGAGAGCGCGCGUGUGUGUGUGUGUGUGUGUGUGUGUGUCGGGGGAGGGGUGCAGGGGGUGCUGGUUUCCAGAGCUACAGGACAGCCUCUGCGAGCCAGCCUCCUCCUGUGGGCUGAGGGUUCGGGCUACGAGCAGGCGUGGCAUCCGGGCUGCGCUGGGGACGGGGAGAGGCCUGGGGGCCCUGGCCCGGGUCCCACUGCCCGCCCUGCCCGGCUGCCUGGCUGCGACCACGGCCUGUGGCCCUUUGGCCACUGACUAGCAGCCUCAGGCGCGGGGGCAGCGCCGGGCCGGGCACCCCAAGAGCCUCUUUUCCGCAGGUGACCCCCACCUCCAGCUGGCUCCUGCCCUCCCCACUCUGGGCAGCUGGGGCGGCCCACGGUACCUGCCGUUGUGGCUGAGCCCCCGGUCCUGAGCCCGGGGAGCUGGCAGCAGCUGCGGUGCCCCCCCACCUCGAUGGCACCCGCCCUGGGCUCCACCCUCGCUGUUGCCGGGUGAGGUUUAGCAGCCGCCUCUGCGCCCGCCCCACCUCUCCGUCCCACAGGCCACGAGGAGGUUCUUGGCCUUGGAGCCUCCCUGCGGGGUCGGCCCCCUAAGGCAGGGUGGAGCUGGAGGACCCUGGGGAGCCAGGUGGGGGAGGGGCUCCAGGGUUGCCGUUGGGGGGGGGCACAUUUAUAAGCCCCCCACCUUCCCCGCGGAGCCUCCCUUUGCACUUAAGCCACGGCGUCCCUUGGCCCCAGAAGGCACCCCCAGCCCCUCCCUUGGCGCUGCUGGUGCCGGGGGGGGGGGGGGUCGGGGGCGGAGGGGGCAGGAGCCUGAUGCCUGGAAGCUCGUGCGCCCCUCCCCCGCCCCCCUCACUGCCUGGCCUCGGCUCCCCAGGGCGCCUGCGUGAACUGGAGGGGUGGCAUGACCCCGGCCGCCAGGACACGGGCCAGGCCUGCAUCCUCCCGGGCAGCUGCGGACUCUGGCCCUGUGAGGGGCUGGGGGGGGGUCCCACUCGAGCGUGCCCAUGAGAUGGGCUGUGGGGAAGGAGAGUCCGGAAGGACUUCACGGAGGUGGUGACAUGGGUCCAGAGUUUGCCGUAGGGACGAGCCUAUGACAAGACAGACGGGACCAGGCCCAGGUAGAGACGGGCACGUGUCAGGGACCAUCACGGGGAACACGGGGAAAACCUCUGUGCCGUGACAGAGCAGGCGUGUGUCUGUGGCCAGGGGGAGGUAGAGUCUAAGAGCUGGAGACCCAGAAUUGGGCCUCUGAGCAGGAGACACCAGCCAGGGGGCUGCGUUUAUUUAUCUGUCGAAAACAAAGGAGAAGGCAGGAAAGAAAGGGAAGAGAACAAGGGAAGGGGGGAGGAAGGGAGGGAGGGAAGAAGGGAAGGAGGAAGGGAAGGAAGGGGCUGUAACCACAGUGCAGCAGAUAAGGUGCUUGCCGGCACUCGGCCUACCCAGAUCUGACCCCCAGCACCCUAGGGCCCCGAGCCUGACAGGAGUGACCCUCAGCACAACUGGGUGUGGCCCCAACCCC
Messenger RNA from Sorex araneus (European shrew), 5771 nucleotides. It is a transcript of the gene GPR26, whose product is annotated as G protein-coupled receptor 26. The record is from RefSeq and is a predicted model, not a curated record. Gene Ontology annotation, biological process: adenylate cyclase-activating G protein-coupled receptor signaling pathway. Gene Ontology annotation, molecular function: G protein-coupled receptor activity. The transcript is spliced from 3 exons. Bases 86 to 1114 code for a protein of 342 amino acids. Gene Ontology annotation, cellular component: membrane. Lineage: Eukaryota; Metazoa; Chordata; Mammalia; Eulipotyphla; Soricidae.